GCGGCAGCGGCGCUCUCUGCCGGCGACCUCUGGCACCCGGAACAGUGACAUUUCCUUAGUGCUAGUGUUGUGCUGACUCAGCGCCCUCUGGACCGCGCUGACGUCACUCGGAUUUGCGCUCAGAUGAAACUUCGUACGUAGCCACGUUAUGAUCCCAGUACCCCGUGUGUAUCUAUUGGAAAUAAAGUGUCACAAGUGAUUCAAGUGAAAUGAACAGUGCGACGCGUCUGUGACUCUAUCUAACACGUGGAAAUGAAAAGAGAAAAGUAUAAGAUCUCCGUCUCGGAACUUGGGCUGGGUAAGCGAUGAAGGGGUGGUUCGACGCGUUCCGCGAGGAAGGCGGGCCGACCCUGUACGCAUACCACAACCGGACGGCAGUGGCGGCUGAUGUGCCGGCGCUCGCGCUGGUCAUCGCAGCCCUCACGCUAUACAUCGCCUUCCUCGCUGUCUUCCCCGGCAUCAGGAAAGAGAGGUUUUCCACGUUCACUAUCGUCACCCUUAGCCUCUUCGUUGGAACUGUUAUACUAGUGUGCAAACACGGGUCGUCGUGGCACGUGGGAGGCGCCCGGGUGGCGCGCGCCGCGUACCGCGCCUACUCGGCCGAACGCCUGGACUGCUGGCUGGCCGGACACAUAGGGCUCGGACACGUUAACGUCACGCUUACUGCGCUAUCCUGGGGCAACACCUCCAUUGGAGACCCUGGCGUGGACUACAACGAGCAGUUCCGCUGGGAGGACGCAGGUGGCGUGCAGGAGUGGUACCGAGAGGGCCUGGAGCGGGGACUCCCGUACCCGGUGCUGAGCGUGGCGGAACACUUCGCGGUGCAGCACGAAGGCUUCGAGUGGGGGGCUAAGUACAGAGCUGCGGGGUAUACCACGUCGACCUUGCUAUGGACAGCACUAGCGCUAUGGCUACUAAUGAACCUGCUGCUCGUGGUCGUGCCUCGAUACGGUGCAUAUGCCAUGGCAACGCUGGGCGUGACGCUGUGCACGGCGGCAGGCGGCUACUGGGCGUCGCUGCCUCAUGUGCCUUUAGUGGUGCGGCUGGACGGAGCCACGUUGCUGUUCUCACUAGGCUGGUGCUUCUGGCUGGUGCUCAUCUCAGGGUGCAUCUGCCUCGUAGUAGGCCUUCUGAUCGCAACAGUGGACCUGAUGUGGCCGCACCGGUUCUCCACAGUGCUAGAAGUAGACUACGAUACGCCGUACGACAGGCACGUGCUCAUCGUGGACAGCCGACAGCGAGCACGGCCGCAAACACAGCAAUCCUUGCCUUCUAGAAUACUUAGGAGAUUAUCGUCAAAAACUAGAGAAACGGAGGGUCAAGUUUCUAUGGCGGUUGUGAACGAGAAUGGACGGGACAAUCCCGCCUUUCAGCACGAGCAUCAUCGCAAACCAAACUCGCCCUGGAGGUAUCCUCUCUUUAGGAGGCAGAUCGACAGAGCGGACAGUGCAUCUAGUUUAGGAUCCAGUAUUAAUGGCCACAGCACGGCUAUCAAGAUGUCUCCACUAGCGGGGAGUCCUGCAAAUCCACCUUUAGCUAUUCCAGCACAUAGGUUCCGACCUCAAAUACCUGCUACGGAACGAGUUAAAGACAUGUGGUGAGAUGGUGUGGUGACCAGAAGCUGUGGCAUUUGUUAGUGAAUAUUAUAAUGAACUAUGUAAGAAAUUGACCAAGUAGUGUGAAUUCAAGUUACCGAUCUCCAAAAUGGACGACGUAAUCUUAAAAAAGGAGACUGCUUAUCGAAUUAUUUAAUGGCAUUGUUUUAUAAGCGAAACAGUCUCCUGCCUGUAAAUAUGUACAUUAUAUUAUCUAAAUUAUUUGUAAGCACCUGUCCAGUGUCAUAAAUUGUAAUAAUGUAAAAAUAGUUAGGUAAGUUACAGGAUUUUGUUUACCUCGUUUAUAAAUUAUGAUUAUAUCGGAGGUGCUCAGGUGUAUUAGACUGCAUCGACACAAGUGAAUAAUUUGUGCCAUGUACUCACUCCACGAUACAAAUCGGUUCACUAACUCGCACCCUAAUAAAGCAUCACAGUUUUGCUUUAUCUAUUAAUUUCAUUUUUGUCUAUAACGCGUAAUGUAAAACUAGUCCUAACACUACAGUUGAAUCAAGCCAUUUCAAAUACGCCGAAUAUUAAGUCAUUUGUAAUUUCUUUUUGACUAAAGUGGGCACCUUAAAGCAGCAUUUUUGACCCCAAAGUUAGAGACCUGCACCGAUAGCAUGGUCGCGCCAUAAACGAUAAAAACAUCUGGCCGUCCCUAUCGUACUUACAAAUAGUGCGAAAGGGACGGCCUGAUUUAUAUCAUUUAUCGCGCGACCAUGCUUGCCUGUCUGGUGCUAAAUGCCAUGAAUAUAAUCCUCUUUUUUAUUAUCACUUAUUAAGAGAAGAACAUUUCCAAAUAAAUGAAACUUGGAUUUUUUUAACUAGAAGCAAAUCGGCGUAAAAUAAUAUGUAUGUACCUGACUAAAAUGUAUAAUUUGAAACUGGCGUAUAAAUAUUUUUGAUCGUGCGUAUUUCAUAUUUCCUUAUUUAUCAAGAUAUUCAACAGUUGGCAAGUUAACAAGCCCUGUACACAUCACUAGGAAAGUCAUUAAGAUUUACUGUAAGUUAUUUAUUUCAUAUGAUAGUGGCAUUGAUAGUAAUGCGUGAUAUAAAAUUCCAAACAAGAAGUAUAGCUCAGCUUGAAGGUAUUCAUUUCUAUUAAUAUUGACCAUAAGUAUUGACAGUAUAAUAAUAGUAUUAUUUAAAACGCUGAUCAUUUUCAAUGUUGUGAAAAUAUAUUUGCAACAGUGAAUAUGUAUAAGUAUGUGACAUUGCGUAAGUAAAUGUUAACAGUAUAAAAGUGAGAAUGAAGAUAACUAUAAUAGGAAGAAUGGCUUAGAAGA
Messenger RNA from Leguminivora glycinivorella, 2881 nucleotides. RefSeq names its product dual oxidase maturation factor 2 (gene mol). Gene Ontology annotation, cellular component: endoplasmic reticulum membrane. Bases 306 to 1601 code for a protein of 431 amino acids. The record is from RefSeq and is a predicted model, not a curated record. The transcript has 11 exons. Lineage: Eukaryota; Metazoa; Arthropoda; Insecta; Lepidoptera; Tortricidae. Gene Ontology annotation, biological process: protein transport.